CACCUGUUGUAGGAACGCUUCUAAGGGCGGCAAUCCACUGAAAGAUUCAAUCCGCCACUCAAUUUUGUUGUAGAGUGGACGUUUCGCGUAAUAGUUGGUUCCAUUUUAAGUGAAAAAAGCUACUUUCGCUCUUCAACGAAUCUUUCCAUAUUGGACGACCUUUGAAUAGCGAGAAGAAGCUAACUUUUUGGCCGGGAAAUAUCGCUCUGGAUGAGUAAAAAUCAAUAAAAACAGACAUAGAUGAAAACAAACCAUCCGUCUGGUACGGCGGCACCCCGCACGAGGCAAGCGACCUCAUUUGCAUUUGCAUAAUCCGAUAGGGGCGCUGUGAAUAAAACCGUUCCUGUUUGAGCCCUGUUUGAGGAAAAAUCAACCGUAUAAAUACAUAUUCGACUGUAAGGUUGAACAAACAGUCCCAUCCAGAAGGCCACCGUGGAAAGAAAGCAUCACCCGCCGAUCCCCAACGAUAGACGAUGAAGUUGGUUGUGUUUUUUGCCCUCAUCUGCUACGCAAUCGGUAGCGAAUCGCCCGGCUUCUUUAUCAAGCUGUCCAAGAGUGUGCCCCGCAUUGGACGGCGGGGUGAUUUGGAGAACUUUUUCCUCAAGCAGUCGAAAAGUGUGCCCCGUAUAGGACGGCGUGCCGGUGGAUUUCACAUGGCAGCAGUAGCCCCGCAAGAGGCCCACGGCUCGAGCUGGUUCGAGCGGUACAUGAAAACGGCCAAGCGCCCCAACGGUGGCGGUUCGCUCGUACCGGACGAUCUCGGCAAAUCGUACAAGAAAAUUCGCCCGCUCGAUCUCAACCACAUCAUCGACAUCCUGUCGGACGAUCUGUUCUUCGGGUCCGAUCUGAAGUUUAUCUCCUGGGAGGUGCUGGACGAAGCGCUGGAGGAAGACCCGGAACUGCUGCAGAAGCUGGCGUCGCUCGCACGCGACAAGGAGGUGCAGCAGCUGAAGAAGCUGCUCGGCGAGCAGGACGAUGAGCUGGUAAAGUAUGUGCCGAUCGAUCGGAACGAGAUUAAUGGGGCCAGCAGCCGGGCGUACAUGUACCGGUUGGAUCGUACCGAUCCGAACAAGGAGCGGCUUGAGUAUCAGCAGUAAAGUUUUGGGGCGCUUUUUUAUAUCACGCGCUUCUUCUGUCUACUGCCUAUGCCAAAUGAAGAUAAUAUAUAAAAUGGGGACGCAAAAUGGAUGGAGCGGAAUCACUACCGGAUUGGGGCGUACGGAACGACGGGUGUAGUCUUUAAACUGUAUCUGUAUGUGUGCGUGUGUUACAUGAAUAAAGUUGUGUCGUGUGUUUUUUCAGUGCAAAAA
Anopheles gambiae (African malaria mosquito) is the source of this 1310-nucleotide messenger RNA. RefSeq lists its product as uncharacterized. The record is from RefSeq and is a predicted model, not a curated record. The coding region runs from base 474 to 1097 and encodes 207 amino acids. The transcript has 2 exons. Lineage: Eukaryota; Metazoa; Arthropoda; Insecta; Diptera; Culicidae.